UCUGGUAGUGCAUCGGGGACUGAAUGAGGAGUUGCCGAGUUGCUGGUGAGGCUCUGCUCCUGUGAAGGAGGUCGGUGCGGUGAUGUCUGUGACGGGUGGAAACGAAACUGCCCUGCUUGGAAGUUUCGCCAAGAAGCAAACAAAAUACGGAAGCACCUGCAAGCAUGUCCUGCGCGCUGGAAAGACGAUCAAACACAUGGUUCAGCCCCACGACACCCUACAGGGGCUAGCGCUCCGCUAUGGGGUCACGAUGGAGGAAAUCAAGCGCGAGAACCGGCUGUGGACAAGCGACAGUCUGUUUCUGCGUCCAUGGCUAGCCAUUCCCGUGGAAGGCUGGGGAUCGACCAACUGCAAGGGAGCGUCGGGUGGAACGCCGGACACUUCUCUGGAAGAUUCUGAAGAGCAGAUGGCGGAAGAAAGCAUGUCAGAUUUCCUGUGCCGCAUCGAUGACUCCAUCGCCCGCUCCAAGGACCAGGUCCGUGUCCUGGAGAGAAACUGCAGGCACCCAGGGGAGGAUGCGUGGCAAACUCCCCGGACAGAGCGGCUGCGACCUGGAGGACCGUCCUCCAACGACCUGUCGAGCGACCCCAGCCUGGCGCCCCACCCUGUAGUCAUGAGCCGGAAAGUGAAGCACUCGCUUCAGAGGCACGAGCGGGACCACGAAGAGAUAUUCCAGCUAUAGCAGUGCCGGGCUUCCCGAUCACCGACCGUUUGGGGCGCACAAUGGGAUGCCGUGGAACGUGGCCCGACGACUCCUCCCAGUGGCCUGCAUGCAAGCAAGCGUAGAAGUCUCACCUGUCUAGCUCUGAACUGUGACUGCCGUACAUGAGAGCCAGCAAUCUGGAGCGGGUCAAACGUCGCUCCGUACUUCGUCGUCGCCGGGAGACGUGCCCAAAGUUGCGUCUGCGCUUGGUUGAUCCCCUUUGGCGAGGCUCCCCGGGACCGGUCAGCCUGUGUCCCAGCGAGGAGUCUUCCUAGGGAGGGUGACGGGCCACAAACUGAAUGUGCGCUCCCGCAGAGCAAUGGUGUCACUCCUCCGGAGCCUGGAAUCCAAACCCCAGUUUGCAAUUUGUGCCUGUGCAAGAUUUGUUGGCCAGCAGCUUAGGAUGCCCACUCAUCUUUGUUACAUAUCUUUUUUAUCUUGUUAUUCUCAGCCGAGGAGUUGUGAGCCACGUCUAGUGUCGCGAGUUUUUGUGAUCGAAGAAUAUAGGGUGACUUGUUUUUGUUCAGCCCAAGCUGAGGCAAAGAUGUGCUUAUUUAUGCCAAGAUAUUAUGAGUAGAUGUCAAGGAAUACAUAACUAACUUUUGCACCAUAUCGACAAUAUCCUAAAGCAGUGACUCACACUCCAUUCUUUAUUUGCUGGGAUUCCUGGUAGAGCUUUAAUUUGUCUCUCUAGCUACUGCUUUGGGUCAUUGUUUGCAUAGUGCCAAAGUUGGUUUCAAGGUUGUUUUUUUUUUUUCACACCUAUCACGGCCCUCCGCGUAUAUGGCAGCAAGCAUAUCGACUCAGUUUGCAUCAUUGCUAAUUGCACGAGAGAUGUAAAUGUAGCAAUAAAGGCAACAUUUUUAUGAUCCUUACGGCAUCUGCCACCUAGCUCUUUACCUUUUGUAUUCUGGAACAAAUGUUAGUACAGAUAGAGAAAUUGCACAAGAAAUGGAAUGAUUAGAUGUCCUUCGUAACUAAAACCUAUCCAGUGAGUGUUCAUGGAAAAAGUAACACUAUAUAAACCAGUUGUAUGUUUGGGAUAAAAAAAAAACGGAUGCUAAUGACUCUGCUCUAAAUUGGGUCACCCCAGAAGGUGUGUGAUGCAACCAGCACGAUGGUGUCUUUUCUAGCGUAAGCGCUGGCGUUGCAUGCCACCAUAGACUCUUGACUGCCUCCGAACAGAAACUGGUGUGCUAUUGAAAAUGCUGAUCCUUCGACUGCAAGAAGCAACAGAAAGACUUGACUGUUGUCUUUUAAAUGCCGUUUCUAUUUUUAAAACAUGGCAUUGCUCUCUUUAGAGUGGGCUACGACUGUUAGGUAUAAUGUGAAAACUAAUAAAUGCAUGUUUUCCUUCA
This is a messenger RNA of Ixodes scapularis (black-legged tick), 2061 nucleotides long. It is a transcript of the gene red, whose product is annotated as lysM and putative peptidoglycan-binding domain-containing protein 1. Bases 83 to 682 code for a protein of 199 amino acids. NCBI's taxonomy places the organism in Eukaryota, Metazoa, Arthropoda, Arachnida, Ixodida, Ixodidae. The transcript has 3 exons. The record is from RefSeq and is a predicted model, not a curated record.